AUGACGAGUGUCGCGAGUCGCAGCAGCGGCGCGAAGAGCGCACAUGGCUCGACCACGUCAUGGAAAGAGCACGUUCUCGACAAUGUUACGGUACCGGCUGAAGACGUGGGCGACGCCAUCACGUGUCUGCUGCACACGGUGCUGUUUACGAGAGCCCCGGGGCCUGUCCGCCCCAGCGAAGCCUCGUGUCAAGCGUUUCCAAACAUCACGUACGCGCUGUGCGCAGUGGGAGACGUGAGUCGCAAAGUGGACCACGCGGUGCGCAGCUUUGAGGAGUUGGUGGUCGGUGGAGAAAGUCUGGCCGCCGUUGGUGGUAGUAGGUCUUUGACGGGAACUCUCGGGGGCGCUCUGGUGACCUCAAACGGACAGCCAUUGCUGAACUCGGCCGGUGCCAGCAGCACCGUCCGCGGUGGCCAUCGCGGGUACGUCGUCGUCACGUUCUUCGAGCGGACAGUGAAGAAAGCGCUGUUUGGACUCAUGUCAAACGAGGAGAAGACCGUGUUUGAGAAGUGGAUCGUGCCCGUGACGGUCGCAUCGUUAUCAGCAGCGUCACAAGAGGAAAAAGAGACAUGUGCGGGCGAGACGGAAGCAGCGCUACAAAAUGCACUGUUGCAUAUUUUGACGGCAGUACAGAGCAUUGAGCACAUUCCGAAGGCGAUGUAUGACUUUGACAUCAUGACAUGCACUAGUUUGGACUCGGCUCGAGAUGGCAGCAUCUAUGGUGCAGGGCUAGGGAGCUCUAGUGUGGGCCUCAUGGCGUAG
Messenger RNA from Hyaloperonospora brassicae, 762 nucleotides. The record is from the annotation of a GenBank genome assembly. Lineage: Eukaryota; Oomycota; Peronosporomycetes; Peronosporales; Peronosporaceae.